Molecule: messenger RNA, 1459 nt
Organism: Carassius carassius (crucian carp)
Lineage: Eukaryota; Metazoa; Chordata; Actinopteri; Cypriniformes; Cyprinidae
Product: trypsin-like
Exons: 5
Coding region: 203-994 (263 amino acids)
Biological process (GO): proteolysis
Molecular function (GO): serine-type endopeptidase activity
Source: RefSeq, a predicted model, not a curated record
AGAAAGCUUCAAAUAUAUAUUGUUCCCGCUCUCAGACGACAUUGUGACCAUGGAGACGGAAAUAGGAACUAGGAAACCUGAGAAUGCAGAGGUGAUCCGUCCCCAGGUGAGGAAUCAGACCUGAAGGACCAGAAGCAAAGCUCCUCUCAGUCUGGUCUGCACCUGUGGAUGUGUCUGUCUCUGUGUCUGUGUCUCCAUCAGUAUGAACCUGCCGCUGCUUCUGCUCUGUGUCCUCCUGGAGCUCCUCGUGGUGAGCUGUCAAGAUGUGAUACAGCCUCGUAUCAUUGGUGGAUACGUCCCGGCGCCGCAUGCCAUUAAGUACAUCGUGUCCAUUCAGAGCGCUACGGGCCAGCACUUCUGUGGUGGGACCUUGAUUAACAAAUACUGGAUCCUGACCGCAGCACACUGCAAUAUAGGGGUGGCAAACAUGAGGAUCGUGGCUGGAGAUUUUUCUGUGGGAUUAUAUGAGGGGACAGAGCAGUUCCGCAGGCCUCAUGUUUUAAUACCUCACCCACACUACAACAGAGCCACCAAUAAUGCAGACAUCAUGCUCAUUAAGCUGCAGUCUCCCAUCUAUCUGAACAGCUAUGUGUCUCUUGCGCCAUUGCCUAGGCAGGACACCAUGGUGGCCAUGGGUUGCAUGUGCACGGUGUCCGGCUGGGGCUUCACCACUCCAACGGGAGGAAUACCUGAAACACUGCGCACGGUCAAACUGCCCAUCGUGUCCAGUGCAGUGUGUAAUGGCACAGACUCUUUUAAUGGAAACAUCACAGAGAAUAUGAUCUGUGCAGGAUACAGCGAAGGAGGAAAAGAUGCAUGCAAGGGGGAUUCUGGAGGGCCGCUGGUGUGUGAGGGCCACGUCUAUGGUAUCGUCUCCUGGGGCAAUGGCUGUGGUGAUGCCCAGUACCCUGGUGUCUACACGUCUGUCUCAAGGUUUCGUCAAUGGAUCGAUGAAACUAUAUUUGGCUUUUAUGGAAGGUGCCUCAAGUAUUAGGCUGCAGUGUUACCCCAGCACUUCCCUCGAAAUAUGCCAACACGAAUACUGUUGCUACUUUCUUCUGUUUGAAAAGUUAGGACUUUUGAUGAUUUCCAGAUGAGUACAACGCUGUUCUGAAACAGCACGUCUGUUCCUCAACAGCUGGUAGACCUUUUUUAAACAAGUAGUUUGUACAAACUGUUUUUUAAAUGUGCCAUAUUGCUGCUUCCCUGCAAUGUCAGUGAAAACUAACAAUAGAAAGCUAAAGGAAUGUUUAAAAUAAAAAAAAAAACACAUAUUACACAUGCUUUUAUAUGGAAUGGUACACGUGAGAACGUAAUAUUCAACUUUAAAAUAAUCGAAUCAAACAGACUUAAUUUGUAACCAAAGCGGUUACACACUUACAAGUAAAAUGGGUAGUUCACUCAAAAAUGAAAUUGUCAAUUUACUCACCGUCAUGAUUUGUCAACCUGUAUAAAUAUG